AUGGGAGCCGCUAUUUCACUCCCUCUUAUGCCGAUAUCGUCGCUUGCGUCGUGUUGUGGAGCCGCAGCUUGUUCUGCGUUUUGCUCCUCAAUUGGAGGUACUUUCCAAUCUUCAAUCAUGACUAGAAUAAGCUAUGCCUUACUUCUCCUUCUUAAUUCGUUAUUAUCGUGGGUCGUGAUGUCACCAUUCAUAGUUCAUAAGCUCGAGAAGGCCACCUUUGGUUUUAUAAAUAAUCGAUGUGGUCCCAAUGGCGAUGAAUGUACAAGCUUUGCCUCCGUACACCGGAUAAACUUGGCGCUUGGAACAGUUCAUCUUAUCCUAGCAGCGUUAUUGAUCAAUAUCAAGUCAACUUCGAACCCUAGAGCUGUGAUCCAGAAUGGAUGCUGGAAAAUGAAAAUUUUCGCUUGGAUAGUUUUCAUCGUGGUUAACUUUGUCGUGAUUCCAGAUGGUGUUUUUGUCUUUUAUGGUAAUCAUAUUGCCCUAAUUUUCUCGACAAUCUUCUUAGGCAUAGGUCUUAUCCUUCUUGUGGACUUUUCUCAUGCCUGGGCUGAAACUUGUCUUGAAAAAAUCGAAAUGGAAGAACUCAAUGGCGAGGAAAACGCUGGAUUUUGGAAGAAACUUUUAAUUGGAGGAACAUUAUCUAUGUACAUCAGCAGUAUUAUCUUGACGAUUGUAAUGUUUUGGUUCUUUGCUGGGAAAGGUUGUGGCAUGAAUAAGACCGCUGUUAGUGUAAACCUUGUACUUUCCAUCAUUAUUUCAAUCAUGUCUAUCAAUCAAACCAUUCAAGAAUCUAACCCUCAUGCCGGGUUAGCGCAAGCUUCAAUGGUCAUUUUCUACUGUACUUAUUUGGUCAUGAGUGCCGUUGCUUCUGAACCUGAUGAUAAGAUGUGUAAUCCAUUGGUUAGAUCAAAGGGUACUAGAACGGCAAGUAUUGUGUUGGGUGCCUUUUUCACCUUUAUUGCCAUUGCGUAUACCACCACCAGAGCUGCCGGAAAUUCUGCCUUCUUUGACAGUGAAGCUGACAUCGAUGCAAGUAUUCUGCAAUCUGCGUACAUUAGUGGCCAACCAACCGCUGACUCCAGGCGAGAAAUGCGGUAUCAAGCCAUUAAACAAGCAGUUGACGAAGGUCUGUUACCAGAGAGCGCACUCAACCAACUAGACUUGUACGACGAUGAAGACUCCCCAAAUACAGGUGGAGAUCUUCCAUCAGAUGAAAGAACUACUACAAAAUAUAACUACGCUUUAUUCCAUGUGAUUUUCUUCCUUGCUACUCAAUACGUUGCUACAUUGUUGACCAUUAACGUACAAAAGGAUGACCUUGGCGAUUUCGUUCCAGUUGGAAGAACCUACUUUUCUAGUUGGGUUAAAAUCGUUUCAUCUUGGGUUUGCUUCAUAUUAUAUGGAUGGAGUUUAAUAGCUCCAGUGAUAUGGCCCGACAGAUUUGGUGUACAGUUGUAG
Molecule: messenger RNA, 1458 nt
Organism: [Candida] anglica
Lineage: Eukaryota; Fungi; Ascomycota; Pichiomycetes; Serinales; Debaryomycetaceae
Source: the annotation of a GenBank genome assembly